GAAAAGGCAGCUCACCUUCAAUCACUUCUAAGAAAAAGAGCUAGAUUUGCUUGGACUGACGUGCAGGCCAAGGCAUUUCAAGAGCUCAAGGAUGCGCUAGUCUCAGCGGCAGUAUUAGCAUACCCAAACAAGGAACAACCAUUCAAGUUGAUGACUGAUGCUUCAGAUAUAGCACUCGGAGCGGUAUUGAUGCAAUGGAAUCCAGAAGAAAAGAGAGACUACAUUGUUUCCUACGCAUCGAAGGCUUUAAAUCCAGCAGAGAAGAACUACGACACAACAGAUCGAGAAGGGUUAGCAGCAGUUUGGGCGAUCAGAAAAUAUAAAUGA
Molecule: messenger RNA, 327 nt
Organism: Paraglomus occultum
Lineage: Eukaryota; Fungi; Glomeromycota; Glomeromycetes; Paraglomerales; Paraglomeraceae
Source: the annotation of a GenBank genome assembly